AUGUAUGAACUUCACCAGGAGGCCAUCUUGGAUUCCCAGACCCAGACCGGUGAAGCCAAGGGCCCGGGGGACGGCAUCACUGAGCAGGCCAGGACCAGAGGCGACAUAGUGGAGUCUGCAGUCCAUGAGGACCUACUGAUAUCCGGUGUUGCUGGAGGGAGAGACUGGACCUCUGAAUCGGAUGGUCGCUUCCUUCCCAAGUCGGAACCAGGACCGAACCACGAGGGACAGAGACUCCACCACCACACAGAACACAAACAGUGGACAGGUGGACUGAACAACCUCAGUCCUGGUGGUCAUAAGAGGGACAGAGGUUCCAGUCAGGGAUCCAGUCUGCAGCCCAGACCCUUCUCUUCACAGUCUCAGUGCAGGGAUGAAGCAGGGCCUGGGGCUGAUAGAGAUAGACCCUCCUGUUCCUAUGAUACAAACACCACAGUAUCCAUGAUGAACAGAGCAGGUCACCCUGGGCUUCAGCCUUCACAGAGAGUGGUGGGAGACCCCCCUGGUGGUAGUCUAUCAGGAUCUCGUCUAAUGCCUGGUAAAUGGGUUCAUAGAAGGCCUGGGUCUAGCCUUCCUCAGCUGCCUCGGGGUUACACCACCAAUACAGACAGGGUCAGGAUGGGCGUUCACCACAAGAGGUACCUAGCCUAUAACACAGCACACAAUCCCAACAACACCCAAACAAUGGCUAGAGGUCAAGAAGGGAGCUCAAAUCCUGCUUCUACCUCCUCUGGUGUCAUUGGGUCACAACGUAAGAGGCCGAGCAUUAGGACGGACGCCGACAAGCCGUACGCCUGCCCCACGUGUGGGAAGCGCUUUGCAGGUCAUUUACGGUAAUUUUUCCACCAAACUUGUAGUGAAAGAACGUGGGGUGGCAAUCUGCAGACGUAUCACAGAGACCAACUGCCUGUAUACACAGGAGAGCUGAUGGCAGUACUGUUGGCCUUGCAGUGGGUGGAGGAAAUUAAGCCAUACGGGGUUGUUGUGUGUUCUGACUCGUGUGCAGUAUUGAUGAGUGAAGUCCUUUAGAUCACGGAGGAGACAAGACAUGCUAUAUGAGGUACUCCAAAUUCAUUCCCGGUGAGGCAGAUUGGUUUACAAAAUAAGUUUAGCUUGUGUCCCAGCCCAUGUGGGGGUGGAAGGGAAUGAGGAAGUAGAUGUGCUAGCUAAACUGGCCGUUAGGAGAGAGGAGGUGGAGGUGCCCAUGAGCAAGGCAGCGGCUAAGGGAAUGAUAUGGACAGUGGUGGUGCAGAGAUGGCAGGAGCAGUGGAACUGCUUAGAGACACUAAGGGGAGGCAUCUAUUCCAAGUAGGCUACAGAGUAAAGUUGGUGAGGGGAGGACAGCAGGAAGAGACAGAAGAGGAGGCCAUCUUUACAAGGCUAAGGGUGGGACACAAUUUUGACUUGUAGAAAUGUGUAUUGUAACAAUGAUGCAUGAGGCGGAUGCGGUGCGACUCGAGUUUCGCCAUCAGGUGGAAGACGGUGUCCCCUCUCUGGUCAGUGAAAAGGAGAGAGCAGGGACCGUAAGAGGCAGACCCUCUGCUGCUUUCUCCUUCCCUCCGCUCAGACUAAUGCUGUGUUCAAAACAACUGGGAACUCGGAAAAUCUCAGACUUCAGUGCGUCCAAGACAACUGGGAAACUCAGUCAUCUUUCUAAAGCUCCAACCUGAAGAUCACGGACAUCAAGGAAUUGACCUAGUUUUUCCCUAGGACCAUCAGUCCAGUAAAAUAAAAAAAGCUAAUUAUUUACAAAUUAUUUCAAUUUAUGCUCAGCAAGUGCUACACGAACUGAUCUGUUUUGUUAUCAAAGCUCAAGUUUUGAAAUAUGAUAUUGUCUGAUAAGAACAAUAUUGGCAGGCCAGGCAUAUAGCAAUAUGCUGUGAUAAUGUAUUAAGCCUAUUGCACAACCUCAUUCCUACAGAACAGUUUUUAAUAGGUUAAGGUUGCAUUUUUUAAGUCAUGUUUGAAAAAUAUUCUGAGCGGUAGAUCUCGGCUUGCUUUUUGACUGAGAAAGUGAUCUUGACUCAGAAAAGGUUAGUGACCACUGGUCUAUAAGUCCUGUGAUGACUGAGGUUAAAUAUUAAACAUGAACUAAAGUGCACAUGUACUUGAUAUUCCAGACUGACUGGCCUCUACAAACUGGGUCAAAGUGUACGACCUGUUUACUUCUGUUUAGGAGGGUAUUUAACCACAUACCCUCAUUAACCCUUUGUUAACUUGUCAUUUGAAACAUGCUUGGAAAUACCUGUUUUUAGAGAGAGAGUAAUCCUUGGCGUGAUAAAGGACAGUUUAAUAUUUACCUUACUGAGGUGAUGUAGAUGGAAUAAAGUCAUAUUGUAUUAUAUUCUA
Molecule: messenger RNA, 2349 nt
Organism: Coregonus clupeaformis (lake whitefish)
Lineage: Eukaryota; Metazoa; Chordata; Actinopteri; Salmoniformes; Salmonidae
Exons: 3
Coding region: 1-837 (278 amino acids)
Source: RefSeq, a predicted model, not a curated record